Messenger RNA from Macrobrachium nipponense, 819 nucleotides. Its product is annotated as adenylate cyclase CyaB-like. The record is from RefSeq and is a predicted model, not a curated record. NCBI's taxonomy places the organism in Eukaryota, Metazoa, Arthropoda, Malacostraca, Decapoda, Palaemonidae. The coding region runs from base 183 to 704 and encodes 173 amino acids. The transcript has 6 exons.
CUUGUCGUUACCGUAACCCGCGCUUAUUUUGUAAAUCGAUUACAUAAGUCUUAGGGAUGGUGAUGAGGAAAAUUUAGAAACAGUCCUGGACCAAACAAGGAAACCAUCUACGGCAGAUGAUAGGCCUACUUCUUUAAAGUCAUCUGUUCAGGAAACCCAGGUUUCAUCUUGCUGCAAUCACUAUGCCUCGAAAUGUGGAAAUAAAGGCUCGAGUUAACGAUGUAAAAGAACUGCAUAAGAGGGCAGCUGAGCUUUCCAGCAGUGAAGGAACAGUUUUGGAACAAGAAGACACUUUUUAUAAUUCUCCUCAAGGUCGCUUGAAGCUGAGAGUAAUCAAAGAUACUAAAGAAGAGCUUAUAUACUAUGAAAGGCCUGAUAAGGAUGGACCUAAGUGCAGUGAUUAUGUAAAGAUAGAAUGCACCAAUGGGUUCUUGUCUGGAGAUAUGAAUAAACUUCUGUCAAGAUGCCUGGGCCAGAGAGGUCACGUAAGCAAGACUAGAACACUCUAUUUGGUAGGACAGACAAGAGUCCAUGUGGACAGUGUUGAUAACCUAGGUGACUUCAUGGAGUUAGAGGUUGUUCUUAAUGAUGACCAGACUCUAGAAGAAGGGGAAAAGAUUGCUCGUGAUCUUCAGCAGAAGUUAGGAAUAACUGAAAAGGAUCUUUGCUCAGAAGCGUAUAUGGACAUGAUUCUUAAGAAAUGAACUAAAGUAUGUAGUCUUUAGUUCAUUAUGCACUGUAUUUAGUCUUAUACUAGUAAAACUUUGGCUAUGAAGGUUUUGUGACACCCAGUGUAUUUUUAUUAAAAUGAGAAAUUUU